This is a messenger RNA of Caenorhabditis briggsae, 630 nucleotides long. The record is from RefSeq and is a predicted model, not a curated record. Gene Ontology annotation, cellular component: cytoplasm. NCBI's taxonomy places the organism in Eukaryota, Metazoa, Nematoda, Chromadorea, Rhabditida, Rhabditidae. Gene Ontology annotation, biological process: nucleoside metabolic process. Gene Ontology annotation, molecular function: purine-nucleoside phosphorylase activity.
GGAUUUGACUCACUAACUGAUUUGAUCCAGAAUGCCAUAACUCUACCGUACUCCCAGAUUAAAGGAUUUCCAAAAUCCAAAAUCAAUGACAACUCAGAAAGCUUGGUUUUCGGCGAAAUUGAUGGAAAGAAUGUAGUUUGUGUUCAAGGGAGAUUCGAUAAAAAUGAGUAUAACAUGGAUUUGGCACUGUGCGCUUUACCGGUGCGUGUUAUGCAGCUACUUGGCGCCAAAAUCAUGAUAGUCUCAAAUGCAGCUGUUGGAAUCAACGGAAAGCUGAAAAGGGGAGACUUGAUGCUAAUUAAGGAUCAAAUUUUUCCGGGUUUAGCUGGAUGGUCUCCACUGAAUGGAUGUGGGGAUAAACGAUAUGGAAGUCCAUUUGUACCAGUUCAUGAUGCAUACAAUAGUGAUUUGAGAAAACUCGCAAUAAAAGUUGGCCGGAAGUGCAAUAUAAAUUUAUCAGAAGGAUUUUUUACAAUGACUGGUGGACCACAACUUGAGACAUCCGCCGAGCUACGACUUCUCCGAAAGUUUGGAGCAGAUGCUGUGGGGACGUCCACGUGUCACGAGGUUACUGUAGCUCGUCACUGUGGGGUCAAGGUUCUUGGGUUUGCUUGGAUUACCAAUGCUGUU